This is a messenger RNA of Saprolegnia diclina VS20, 1399 nucleotides long. RefSeq lists its product as hypothetical. Gene Ontology annotation, molecular function: protein binding. Lineage: Eukaryota; Oomycota; Saprolegniomycetes; Saprolegniales; Saprolegniaceae. Bases 20 to 1375 code for a protein of 451 amino acids. The record is from RefSeq and is a predicted model, not a curated record. The transcript is spliced from 3 exons.
CUCUCUUGGAAUUUGGAAGAUGGACAGCCCGACGAGGAGCGAGCAGGAAGCGCUGUACGACGACGCCAUGUCGCCGACCUCGUCCUUGGCGCAUGACGACUACAUGAUGGACGACGAUGUCAUCUUCGACGAGGAUGAGGAUGAUGCCGCCCACGCCCAUGGCACGUCGUCGCCGACGGCGCUGGGCGGCGAGCUCUCGUGGCUGCGUCGGCUCGAGAAGGAGAUGGACGAGAAGCUUGUGCUGGAAGCCAACAAGGUCAACGAGAGCCUCCAGCAGCGAAGGGCCGAGGACGAAGAGAUGCAAAAGUCGCUGGCGACCUUCACAACGACCGCGCGGCUGUCGUCGGCGUCGGCGCUCACGCAGUCGGGCGCGUCGAGCGCGGGCACGACCGCCGACUCCAAAGACGCGCCCAUGGACGAGUGGAAGGAAGCGUAUACGGCCGAUGGGAAGAAGUACUACUACAACCGGCGAACGCGCGAGUCGUCGUGGACCUGCCCCGACGACGUGAUCCUUGUCAAGACCGAGCCUCGCAUCCCACUGACGUCCCACGAGGCGGCACCCGAGGCCAACGAUAGCAUGUGUGACGAAGCGACGCCACAGUCCACGUCGAGUGCGUCAUUCUUGAGCACCAAGAACUGCAUGUACUGCAUGUUUUGCGGUCAGUCGGCUCCAGCGUGGAAGCUGCUCUCGCACAUGCAAACGUGCGCGGUGCUAGCGCACCACAAAAGCGGGCAGACGGCCGUCUUCAAGGAGGCAACCGACGUCGUCACCGAGCUCUUCCCCAAACAGGGUACCGACGCCAUGACGCAGACAACCGCCAAUCGGUCGGCGCACUAUGCAGCCACGAUCUCCACCGCCGACGCCGAACAGAUCAAAUCGCAGCUCGUUUUGCUCAAGCAACGCCGGCGCCGGCAGUCGUUGCUUCGUGUCGAGGCUGACGACAAGCCCACGGUGGUGCCCACCAUCGACCACGACCACGCACUGACAAAGCUCAAGCGCUACUCAGAGCCGCCGCCGACACGCCAGAAUCUGACCGAGCAGUGUCGCUACUGCAGUCGAACGUUCGCCGAGGGACGACUGGCCAAGCACGAAGCCUGCUGCCAACGCGUCUUUGGCGGCGAGAACGCGUGGAACCACACGAUCGCACCACCCUCCGUGGUGCGCCGGGCGUCCGAGAAGGACCCGCCCAAGGUGCGCAAGCCAAAACACGGUCCGUCCGGCGCGUAUCACGACUACCAGUCGACGUUCGUGGUGUGUCCAAGCUGCCAGCGCAAGUUUGCGCCGUCGGGCGCGCAGCAGCACAUUGACAUUUGCAAAAGCGUAGAAAACAAACCCAAAAAGUGGAUUAAGCCCGGGUUUGCAGUCGCGGGCUAAGAACUUACUCCCUUUCAUCUCCCA